UUAAAAAGAAAAAAAAAUGGAAAAUAUUACUAAUAUUCCUAAAUUGCAUGUUAGAAAUUUAGUUAGAAGAAGUUCAAGACAUUCAACAAAAUAUCAUGGUGUAAGAAGAAGGCCAUGGGGUAGAUAUGCUGCUGAGAUUAGAAAUCCAAAUACAAAACAAAGGCAUUGGCUUGGCACAUUUGAUACCGCUGAAGAAGCUGCUCUAGCUUAUGAUAUUUCUUCUAUUGCUUUUUGUGGUAUCGAAAAUGCACGUACUAAUUUUGUCUACCCUAUUUCGUCUUUUCCUUCACCUUAUAAUAAUUCUACGGCACCACCAUCACCACCACCUCUGCCACCACCACCGCCGCCACCGUCAACGCCGGAGUUGGAAGUGGUUGAAAAUAAUUGCAUGAAGAUUGAGAUGAAUGAUGAUAUUAAUGAUGAUGAUGAGUCUCUUGUUAUUGCUUCUAUUUUACAAAGUUUUCGUUAUACAAACACACUAGAUAAGCUGGCUCUUUGAGGAUAUCUUCAACAGUUUUGAAUACUUUUUUUUCUUAAUAUUAUUUGUUGAAAAUGCUAUGGAAAAAAUUAAAAGAUAUUUUCCUCAUUGAUGCAAAAUUAUUUAACAUAUUUGAUCUUUAAAUUAGUUGAGAUUUAUUCUUUUCGACCUUCCAAUAACAAAGCUACAAC
Solanum stenotomum is the source of this 669-nucleotide messenger RNA. Its product is annotated as ethylene-responsive transcription factor LEP-like. NCBI's taxonomy places the organism in Eukaryota, Viridiplantae, Streptophyta, Magnoliopsida, Solanales, Solanaceae. Gene Ontology annotation, molecular function: DNA-binding transcription factor activity; DNA binding. The record is from RefSeq and is a predicted model, not a curated record. The transcript has a single exon. Bases 17 to 499 code for a protein of 160 amino acids. Gene Ontology annotation, biological process: regulation of DNA-templated transcription.